AUGUCUUUCCAAACCCCUAUCUCCAAAUGCAGGACCACCAUUCCUGGGCUAGGGAGCCUGGACGGUUUGCAGUACGCCAAUGGCGUCCAACAGUUCUGCGGCAUUCCUUAUGCAAAUCUGCCAAAGCGCUGGACACGAUCGACUUUGAAGACUUCGUGGAAUGGGAGCCAUCACGAUGGGUCAAAGUUAGGACCUGACUGCCCGAUGCCAGGCUUAAUCGAUGGUGACAACUCAAGUGAUCUUGUUCCUGUCCCUCCUGCGGCGCACAUGUCUUGGCCUCCGCCUGUAGACGAGCUGUUCGGCUUGGUCAUGAAUAUUGUCAUUCCGCGCGCCUUCGACUCAACCAGCGAGCUUCUUCCCGUCUUUGUCUACAUACAUGGCGGAUCUUUGCUAUACGGCGGUGCAAAUCUACCAAUCUUCGACGCAGUAAAUUUAGUGUCGCGAAGCAUCGAGAUCGGUCUUCCUACCAUAUGUGUCAACUUCAAUUACCGAAUCGGUAUCGGUGGAUUUCUUUCUGGCGGAGCUGUUGCACGAGAGCUGAAACAGGACGGCUAUGCAGGCAGUGGUAACUUUGGCUUCACUGAUCAAAAGGUCGCCUUUGACUGGGUGCAAAACUACAUCGGGUACCUUGGAGGUGACGCUGAAAAUGUCACUGCAGUGGGCGAGUCUGCUGGGGGAAUUUCUAUCAGUAAUCAGCUCCAAGCAGCGCAGCCUGCCAUAUUUCAUCGUGCUGUCUGCAUGUCUGGGUUAUCGGCAGCGAUCCCGCCGUGGACUAUGCAGGAACAUGAUAUUUUCUUCUCCGCUGUAUGUCGUCAUUUUAAGAUCGAUCCUGCAGCUCCCGAUGUACUGGAUCAAUUGCGUUUUAUACCUCAGCAGGACCUUGCAGAUGCAACGCCCGAAAUUCAGGGCGUCCCCGCAGGAACGGGAAAUCCAUGUCUUGAUGACUGGUUCUACCUCCCUGAUGCAGAUCCGCGGGGUGUCACUGCACCUCCAUCCUGGUUGAAGGGAUACAUGUUUGGUGAUGUCUAUCACGAAGGCAUCAUUUUCCAUGUGAACUUGCUUGAAGAUGAUUACCACUCAAUCCGGCGCGUCAUUCAAGCUCAUAUCGAGGACAAGUCUUUGACUGAUCAGAUCAUUGAGGCGUAUGAUAUUACCCCCGACCUGUCACAAUCAGAGCUUCUCGAGCGGGUGGAGCACAUGUGUGGCGAUUUCAUCUUCAAGAUCCCUAAUUACGCCCUGGCAAAUGAAUGUGCCAAGUAUGAAGCACCUGGCGGAAGAGCCCCAUUCUUGUAUCAUUUCGACCAGCGUUCUCGUCUUUCCAACACGCUGGAAGGGACAGCAUAUCAUGCAUAUGAGUUGCUUUACCUGUUCGGGAAUUUGGACGGAGAAAUGAAUGCAGACGAAAAGCAGCUGGCACGAGAGUUUUCAGAGGCUUGGAUCAAGUUUGCAAACGGACUCGAGCCCUGGGAGGCAAAGGGGCCUUCAACUUGGAUGGUUUGGGGACAGGAUAGCAGGGCCGAGUCGAAGACUGAGGCUGAGGAUCAACACGUUCGGAACUACACUCGCAUGAACAUGAUUCUCCAAUUGGACGAAGGAAAGGCCUGGAGGAAAGGACUGGCUGGAAUCGAUUCGCUGGCCAAUAGGCGGUGGAAGUUGUGGGAGGGAAGUGGCGUACUACCAGCCGCUUGUAAUUGA
Messenger RNA from Penicillium egyptiacum, 1695 nucleotides. Lineage: Eukaryota; Fungi; Ascomycota; Eurotiomycetes; Eurotiales; Aspergillaceae. The record is from the annotation of a GenBank genome assembly.